Molecule: messenger RNA, 698 nt
Organism: Theobroma umbraticum
Lineage: Eukaryota; Viridiplantae; Streptophyta; Magnoliopsida; Malvales; Malvaceae
Source: RefSeq, a predicted model, not a curated record
GUUCUACAAGUCAAGAGCCAGACAAUGAAGGAUGGAUCCUAGUUACUCAUCGGAGAAGAAGAAAGAAAAGUCCUCCAAAGGACAGCAAGCACCAAAAAGAUCCAAAAUGGUGAAACAACCAUCUAGGAAGAUGAUGCCAAAGAAAACAUCGAGAAAAAUAAGUAUGGGCAAGUGUGAAAAUUCGAUGGUGCAAAGGCUUAGACGACCAAUCACCUUGAAUGAUUUCAUGCCAAUACAAUUCAAAAAUCAAAAGCCAAUUACCACAUCAUGUUUCCAAAUUGAUGAAGAUGUUAGGGAUGAAGAAAUUACAUUUUCUGAUGAAGACUUGUUGUUAGGGUCUACCCCUCAUAAUCGGCCUCUUUUUGUUCAGGGAUAUAGUCGUGAACAGAAAAUCAAUCGGAUCCAAAUAGAUGAUGGAUCUGCUGUCAACUUACUCCCACUAAAAACAAUGAAAGAGAUCGGAAUGCCUCCCAACGAAUUAUCAAAGAGUCACUUAAUGAUCCAAGGUUUCAAUCUUGAAGGGCAAAGAGCUAUAGGAAAAGUUAGACUUCAACUUUUCAUUGAUGAUAUGGAAUCCAAUCCAUUGUUUCAUGUGAUUGAUGCUAACACAACAUACAACAUGUUGUUGGGGCGACCUUGGAUACAUCAAAAUGGUGUAGUAUCGUCGACACUUCAUUAAUGUUUCAAGUAUUGUAGAA